UAUGCUCAGGUUAUUCAACCUUCGACUACCCACAAGUUCAUGUGCUCAGGUUCACUCUGAUAAGACUUCCGCUGUCUUACUAGUCUACCAUUCCAGCAAAGAUCCUUGGUUAAGUACCCGUAUCACAGAAGAGCAUACUCUCUCCAAUUUCCAGGCGUGUAUGUCGUCUGAGAUUUAUAAUUAAGAUCAUGGCUCUCGCUCUCCUGUGCCUCGAAUGCACGCAGCGAUUGACGUAUCGUGGAUCAGUUUCACAUUGAGGAUUGGAGGAUCGUGACCGAUUCGCCGGGACGGUUGCGCGUCCAUUCACAAGCUGUUUCUGGAAUCUGGAGUAAACUCGGAAGCAUGUGUCACUAUCCACGCUGGCCCUGCUGUACCGACCAGCUCUUCAUGAAAUUCAUGAAGUUUCGAUGAGAUUGUGGCGGAUAGGACGGGUUACAGGACGGUUCCACGUCUAUUCUCGUCGACGUUCACGUUCUCAGUCACACUCACAACCACGCGGCAACCACCGCCAAAUUAUAACCUAGGAGGAACCUACCAGCUGGUGCCAUUCAGCCACUGAAUGGCUCGUCGCGGACCUUCCUAAUCUCUAAAACGUCUAAUUUGGCAGAAUUCCGUUCACAGCCGCAACAGCCAUGCGGUGCAAAAUAGAAUUACCGCAAUUUAGAGUCUAAGAGAAGCCAACCUUCCAGUCGUCACCAUUCCGCCUUUCAUCGCUCGUCGCUGACCUUCCUAUAAGUCGCGAAAAUGUCGACUCAAAAUCCUAGCUGGGGUCAUUCAACCACUGCCGGCUAGUCGCUCACCUCCCUGUCGGUCGCAAAAUCGUCUGAUUCAGCCGAAAUCCAUUCACCGCUGACUUUGGAGUCGACUGAAAAGCCUAGCUGGGGUCGACUGACGGCGCGUAGCUGACCUCCCUCUGACGGUCGCAAAAUCGUCUGAUUCGGCUGAAUUGCGUUCCGCGCUGCUGCAGCCAUGCGGCGGCCACCGCCAAUUCAGCGCCGGGGAGGAGUGACCAACCUCCCAGCUGGUCCCACGAAACUCUCUCUCUCCUCGUCCUUCGUCACAACUGGCGGCAGCGGCGGCGGCGGUAGUGGCGCUGGCAUAUCGUUGCCUUCUCUCUUGUCGUGGAACGGAGGGGCGACAGGGGUAACAACGAGCUUAUGGCAGGCUGCUGGCACGUGGGCUCGCGGCCGAUUCGCUGCAACGCAGAGCAGCUCCAGUAGCAGCUAUCCAGAGGCUCUUAGCAGCUCGAGUAGCCAUCGCGAGGCUCUUAGCAGCCAUCGCGGGUUUGAGGCAAGAGGGUCUCUUCCAGUUUCAGUGGAGGGAGUGAUCUGUGGUGCGCUGGUGGCUGUGAUUGCCGUGCUUCUGAUUGCCUCGGCGGUCCUUCUCCUUCCAUCAGGCCCUGCAUUUGUUGCUCCUUCCAAAUUAUCUGUGGCAGAAGCUGGAGCAGGCUCACCUGUAGCGGCGGCAUCAGCUUCACAGGCGGCUGUCGUAGGAGAUGAGGUCGCUGCGGCAUUUCCCACGCCAACCGUGGCAGCAGCUGCUGCAGCAGGGGCGGCAGCAGGGGCGGCAGCAGGGACGGCAGAAGUGGCAGGAGGGGCGGCAGCCGAGCCGGCGGCAGCAAGUGCAGCUGCAGCAGAGGCGGAAGCAGCAGGCGCAAUGGCAGCAGACGAAGCAGCAGCCUUUGCCCACCCUGCAUGGCGAUAUGCGGGGUCUCCAGGGAAAAAAGGAGGGCUUUCCACGUCUCAAAAGGGAGGGUACCUGUUUGGGUGGGCGGCGGACGAUCUGAGUUACCGCGUGGGGUGGAGUGCGGCGGAUAGGAAUGCAUGGCCGGUUGUAGAGGCAGGGAGGCGGGCAGCAGAGGCAGCAGCCAAGGGAGAGAAGGCGGGGGAGAAAGCAGGAGAGAGCAGCAGUAGCAGCAGCAGCAGCAGCAGUAGCAGUGGGCCGUUUCCCCCUGGGGCGCAUAGAGUGGGUGGCCUCCUAGGUCGCAUGGGGGUCAAAGCCGUGGCAGCGUCAGGGCACACUCUAGCAGUGACUGUGGACGGAACCCUCUACUCCUUCGGCCGCAACUGGGACAGCAAGAGGCGCAAGGCAGGGCAGCUGGGGCGAAAGGGGCCGUUUGGGAGGCCAGGGAGGGUGCAGGGGGUGGGAGGGCGAGUGAGGGCGGUAGCUGCUGGGAAGUUUCACUCGGUGGCGGUGACAGAGGAGGGGUUGGUGUACACGUGGGGGUGCAAUGGGAGGGGACAGCUGGGGAGGCAGACGAGGAGCAUGGGCGAUAGGCACGAGCCUGCACCCGUGAGGGGAGGGCUGCAGAACGUGGUUGUAGUGGCAGCAGCAGCAGGGCCGCACUACUCCCUCGCCCUCUCUGCCGGGGGACAAGUCUUCACGUGGGGUCUCAACCUCUUCUCUCUUCCCGCUCCCUGGACCUACCUGCAUGACCUCUGUCACGCGCCUGCUGCUGCCACUAGCAGCAGCAGCGGCAUCAGCAGCAGCAGCAGUGGCGGCGGUGGUAGAAGCAGUAUAGAGGAAGAGUUGGCAGCAGCGGUGGCUUUGGCAGGGGAACCAAGGAGGGUGGGGGGGGCGUUGGAGGGGGAGAGGGUGGUGGAGAUAGCAGCAGGUGAGGAGCACUGGCUGGCUCUCACAGAGAAGGGCCACGUGUAUGCAUGCAGCACCGGAUUCAACGCCAGUGGAGUCCGAAUCAACCCUGCUCUGCAUGCCCCACUCCUCGCCCAACCGAUCCCCCCACCCUCUACCUCCAUCUCCUCCUCCCUCGCCCUCGCCCGCUUCACCCUCCCUCACCGCGUCACCUCCGGUCCCCUUUCUUCCGAGCAGGCAUCAACCAUAGGAGCAGCAGCAGGGGCGUCCUUUGCCGUGCUCGCAUCCUCCCAGCAGCUGUUGUCAUGGGGUUCUCCUGGGCGAAAAGGAGCGCCAGCAGCAGCAGGAGGGGGGUACCCCGGCUCUGUGCUGCUGGGACGUACACAGGGGGCAGCAGAGGAGCCGAAUGCGGUGGGGGUAGGGGAGGAGGGGAACAAUGAGCUGGUGCAGAUGGAUGGGGUGGUGCAGGUGGUGGGGGGGGUGUCGUUCGUGAUUGCCAGGACCAGCAAAGGGCAAGUCUUCUCCUGGGGCCACAACAACUUCCAUCAGCUCGGCCGCCCAACCCAACACCCCGCCGCCGACCCCCAUCCCGGUCUCGUGGGCGGCCUGGCUUGUCUGCACGUGGACACUGUAGCAGCGGGAUCGCAUCAUGGGCUUGCUUCCGGGCGGGCAGAGCGGGGACGAGAGAUAGAGGUGGUUGAGAUGGAGCAGGUGGUGAGGGACGAAUGGGAGCGAGUGAAUGCGCACGGUGGGAAGGGCGAGAAAGGAGGAGGAGCACAUGCAGGGGAAGAGCGAGGAGGAGGUAUAGCAGGCGGAAUAGGAGGAGGAAUAGGAGGAGGAGGGGGGGGGAAAAGAGGAGGAGGAGAAGGAGGAGGGGGGUCGGUGUUUCCAGUGAUGUACAACGAGCACCACAGGAGCGAGAUAAUGGAGGUGGCAGGGGAGUGGUUUAGCAAGCUCCCAGCGUCGGGGUACGACCCUGCCUUCCGCAACCCCUGCUGGAGGGACGGCUCUGGACUGCACUGCCUGCCCUAUUUCCUCGUCAUUGGGGCUCUCAGGUGUGGGGCUCGGGACCUUUACCAUCGUUUAACCAUGGCCCAUCCGCCUGCCGUGCUGCCGGCCUCUAUGGUCAACCUGGAGUGGUGGGAUAUGAGAGAGUACGACCCCAUGGACUGGUACAUGGACAAAUUCCAAGAAGCGGCUGCCAAGAUACAGGCGCACCCUGCAGCGGUGGUGGGGGAGGUGACCCCCUCGCUGCUCACCCACUCGGGCAUUCUGGCUCGUGGGCCCCACGCCCGCAGCUUCCUGCUUCCCGAGCUCGUGUUUUCUGUUCUACCAUCCGCACGCUUCAUCGUUCUCCUGCGCAACCCCAUCGACCGCUGGUUCUCCUCCUGGCUGGCCGCUAAGGAGCCGGACGAUUCCCACAUCAGCAUCAGCAUCAGCAACAGCAACGACAACGGCAGCGCAGCGGAUGUGUUUUCACGGCACGUAGACGCGGUGUUACCCGCAAUGAAAGGGUGUAUGGUGGAUCAUUCCCCUGUCUACUGCACCCGCCUGCUCUUCCACUCCUUCCCCCAUGUGUGCCGCAGCAUGUAUGCCUACUUCAUUUCGGAUUGGCUCGAAGUAUACCCUCGGAAGAACUUCCUCUUUAUAAAGUUCGAGGACUACGUAUCUGAUCCGAAGCUACACCUUAUUCAAGCAAUGAGGUUCCUUCAAGUGCCGUCAGAAGAAAUCGAUAAGAUCGCUGAGGACAUGUGGCACGACAUUACAGGCCAAGCAGUCGUGGGUGCACGGCAGCAGGGGCAAGGGCAAGAAAUACACCCUAAAACUAGAGAAGCUUUACGGGAUUUCUUUGCUCCCAUGAAUACAGACCUGGCAAAGCUGUUGAGGGAUCGCAAUUUCUUGUGGAAAUAAAGGUACCGGUAACGCAUGUGCUGUGCGCUGCUUUUCAGUAGGCCACUUCCUCUCAACUG
Molecule: messenger RNA, 4562 nt
Organism: Closterium sp. NIES-67
Lineage: Eukaryota; Viridiplantae; Streptophyta; Zygnematophyceae; Desmidiales; Closteriaceae
Source: the annotation of a GenBank genome assembly